AGAACCUUCCCUCAUUGAUCAAACCCAUCUUGGUUUGCCUCUCUCUGAGCCUCCCAUUGGCGGAGCCAUAAUAUAAGCUUCUAUCUCUCUCUCUCUACAGAGAGAGAGCGGAGAGAACUAGUAGUUUGUAAUUUACUAAUUUGUAUAAGUAGUAGUGGUGAGAGAAAAAGGCAGAAGAGCCAAUUAGGGCUCCGUCGGAAAGUUUCACCCGAAAAGGAAGCUGUAGUGUAGGUUUCCUCAGUCAUCAAGCCCCUUUUUCUACCUCGUUUACCUGCCAUUUGGGUUUUAGAGCUUCCUGAGACGACGAUCCUCGUGAUUUUGGUGGUUCUCUUAUCAAUUAUGUUUACUGUUUGGUCUGAUAUUUCCUUCUAAUUUGUGUGAAAUUAUGGACGACUCUUGGGAUUUUCACGGGCUAAGGUACUACUAGCCUUGAGCCCAGAAAUAAGUGAUUUUGCCGCGGUUCUGGAAUCUGGGUGUCGAAUUUCGGUUUUAUUGGCCAGGGUUAUGAGUUGUAAAAUUUGGAGGCCUAUGGUGUGGUAGAGAGUUUGGGGAAUUCAUAGCGAAACGGCAGCGACUAACGGCGGGAUUCAUCGCGGGGAAACUUUAGGUUCUGCUAUGAAUCGGCAGGCGAUGUCGUUUCAGUCCGGCGCAAUCAAAAGCACGUCCGAGAUGUUUCCGGUGGGGAAUUACUUUGGGAUGCACAACACUGGAGACUUGGUCUUUUCAGGGAAUUAUUCCGGAAUCAUUAACAACAAUCCCGUGUUAAGUGAGGCUGGGAACUCAUCAUGUUCUUCUCUUGUACUUGACUCGGUACCCGGGCUCAAGCACGACCCCGGGUUGGCCGUGGAGUGGUCUGUCGAGGAACAGCGCAAAUUGGAUGAAGGCCUAGACAAAUUUGCUGAUGAACCAAGUGUCAUGAAGUAUAUCAAGAUUGCUGCAACAUUGCGUGAUAAAACUGUUCGUGAUGUUGCUUUGAGGUGUAGGUGGCUGACGAGCAAGCGAAGAAAACCUGAUGAACAUAGCAUGGGAAGAAAGGUGAACAAUCAUAAGGAUAAGCUGGUAGAGUUGUCCUCAAAAACCAAUAUACCUGCUGUGCCGCCAAACAUGGUUCCAAAUUCCCUCAUGAUGCACCAUAUGGAUCAGAAUGAGAGUAUGGCUUAUGAAGUCUCUGGAACAGGUGGUCCAAUGAAGCAUCUCUUGGAACAGAAUGCUCAAGCUUUUGACCAAAUUACAGAUAAUCUUUCGAUAUAUAAGUGGCAGGAUAACAUCAAUAUCUUCGGUCAGGCGAGAAAGAACAUUGCUGCUAUCUUAAACGACAUGAGAGAGAUACCCGGCAUAAUGAGCGAAAUGCCACCACUGCCUGAAUGCAUAAACGAGGAUCUUGCAAAUGGUAUUAUCUUGUAUAAUACAACCUAGAAUUGUGGUGACUGAAUGGAUUAUGCACAAAAUUUGAACAGAGAUUUACCAAUUCAAGCAGACAAAAUCAACCCUGAUGGACUGCCGUAAAAGUUUAAAUAUAUGAGCUCACCAGAAUACAAAAUUCUUCUAUACCGGGGCCGAGUUGCUUACAUCUUGGGGUAACAUGCACAUGAGGAGCCUAGCCUUAUUUUCAAUUUUUGGGCUUCUAGAUGUCUUCCUUGUUUAUUUUGUUCCUCUGCAGGAAAAACUUGUACCGUUCUCUCUGUAUAAAAUAUAUGUGGACAAAGUGAUAAUACAAGUACCGAUUUAGAUGGAAGGCACUUUUCGUCA
Messenger RNA from Juglans regia (Persian walnut), 1749 nucleotides. RefSeq lists its product as uncharacterized. Lineage: Eukaryota; Viridiplantae; Streptophyta; Magnoliopsida; Fagales; Juglandaceae. The record is from RefSeq and is a predicted model, not a curated record. The transcript is spliced from 8 exons. The coding region runs from base 616 to 1416 and encodes 266 amino acids.